This is a messenger RNA of Microthlaspi erraticum, 2073 nucleotides long. The record is from the annotation of a GenBank genome assembly. Lineage: Eukaryota; Viridiplantae; Streptophyta; Magnoliopsida; Brassicales; Brassicaceae.
AUGUCAGGUUGUGGUUCUGGUAGUGGUGGUGGUGGGUGUAGUAUUGUAUGGUUUAGGAGAGAUCUUAGGGUUGAAGAUAAUCCAGCUUUAGCUGCAGCUGUAAGAGCUGGUCCUGUGAUUCCAGUGUUUGUAUGGGCACCAGAGGAAGAAGGACACUAUCAUCCAGGUAGGGUUUCAAGAUGGUGGCUCAAGAACAGUUUGGCUCAGCUUGAUUCUUCUCUUAGAAGCCUUGGUACUUGUCUCAUCACCAAGAGAUCUACUGAUAGUGUUGCUUCACUUCUUGAAGUUGUUAAAUCCACUGGCGCUUCUCAGAUCUUCUUCAACCACUUGUAUGAUCCAUUAUCAUUGGUCCGUGAUCACCGUGCAAAGGACGCUCUGGCAGCAAAAGGCAUAGCGGUUAGAUCAUUCAACGCAGAUUUGCUUUAUGAGCCAUGGGAAGUGACUGAUGAAUUAGGCCGUUCUUUCUCAAUGUUUGCUGCCUUUUGGGAAAGAUGUCUCAGCAUGCCUUAUGACCCUGAGUCUCCUCUUCUCCCUCCCAAGAAGAUCAUUUCAGGGGAUGUGUCCAAGUGUGUUGCGGAUACGUUGGUCUUUGAAGAUGACUCAGAGAAAGGAAGCAAUGCACUUCUUGCUCGUGCUUGGUCUCCGGGAUGGAGUAACGGUGAUAAAGCUCUCACAACAUUCAUAAACGGACCAUUGCUUGAAUACUCAAAGAACCGCAGAAAAGCAGACAGUGCCACAACCUCGUUUCUCUCUCCACACUUGCAUUUCGGGGAAGUGAGCGUCAGAAAAGUCUUCCAUCUCGUUCGGAUCAAACAGGUCGCAUGGGCAAACGAAGGGAACAAGGCCGGAGAAGAAAGUGUGAAUCUUUUCCUCAAAUCUAUCGGUCUCAGGGAGUAUUCAAGAUACAUAAGCUUCAACCAUCCAUACUCACAUGAAAGACCACUUCUUGGCCAUCUAAAGUUCUUCCCUUGGGCUGUUGAUGAGAACUAUUUCAAGGCGUGGAGACAAGGCCGGACCGGUUAUCCGUUGGUCGACGCCGGGAUGAGAGAGCUUUGGGCUACUGGUUGGUUGCAUGAUCGCAUUAGAGUAGUUGUGUCAAGCUUCUUCGUUAAAGUGCUGCAACUGCCAUGGAGAUGGGGGAUGAAGUACUUCUGGGACACUCUGCUCGACGCUGAUUUAGAAAGUGAUGCUCUUGGUUGGCAAUACAUCACCGGCACUCUCCCUGAUAGCCGAGAGUUUGAUCGCAUUGACAACCCUCAGUUUGAAGGUUACAAGUUCGACCCGAAUGGAGAAUACGUGAGGAGAUGGCUUCCAGAGCUCUCAAGACUCCCCACAGAGUGGAUACAUCAUCCCUGGAACGCUCCUGAGUCCGUGCUUCAAGCUGCUGGUAUCGAGCUUGGUUCGAACUAUCCUCGACCUAUUGUGGGAUUAGAUGAAGCUAAAGCGAGGCUUCAUGAAGCUCUCUCGCAGAUGUGGCAGUUAGAAGCUGCUUCAAGAGCUGCAAUAGAGAACGGAUCAGAGGAAGGACUUGGUGAUUCUGCUGAGGUGGAGGAAGCUCCUAUUGAGUUCCCGAGGGACAUUACAAUGGAAGAGACUGAGCCAGCAAGAAUCAUCAAUCCAAUGAGAAGAUAUGAGGAUCAGAUGGUUCCAAGCAUUACUACUUCUUUGAUCAGGCCUGAAGAAGACGAAGAGUCGUCUAUGAGUUUGAGAAAUGCAGGAGGAGGAGAUAGCAGAGCAGAGGUUCCGAGGAACCUUGUCAACAACAACAACAACAACAACCAGGCUCAGCAGCAGCAGCAGCAGCCGAGAGCAGAACCGGCUUCAAACCAAGUCGCUGCUAUGAUUCCGGAGUUCAAUAUCAGGAUUGUUGCAGAGAAUACUGAAGACUCGACCGCGGAAUCUUCGAGCAGCGGAAGAAGAGAGAGGGACGGAGGUAUAGUCCCGGAGUGGUCAGGGUACUCAGAACAGUUUGCUAGUGAAGAGAAUGGGAUUGGAGGAGGAAGUACAACAUCUAGCUACUUGCAGAAUCAUCAUGAAAUACUCAACUGGAGACGGCUUUCACAAACCGGGUAA